AUGCCGCCGGUACUUAGGUCAAACCCUUUGUACACUGAAGAGGAAGAACAAGAGAUAGUGAUAAUCGUAGACUCACUGGAGACGGAGUCGGUGGAGGUCGCAGAUGACACCCGGAACCCUCGACGAGCGCCAUCUUACUCAUCAGGUUAUGGCAGCGGUGGAGGCAGCCACGGUCGCGUAUCACCAAGUUUACCAAAGAAUGAGGAAUAUGAAGUCGAGCCGAGACUCUCGGACUUAGAAAAGAAUGGAUCUCAAAGUACCUCCGAUUCUGAUGGCACCCCACCCUGUACCCUCUCCAGAAGUUUAAAAGAAGAUAUCCGCUCUUGUUUGGGAGGAUGCCGAUGGGAGAAAGAUGUGGGGCAAGUGGUAGAAGCGGCUGUCCGUGGGGCGGGCGGUGUGAGUGCUGCUAGGGCGCGGCUUCACGCUGCCCUUCUAGCCCUACAUGACCCACCCAGGGGCUAUAACCGGGGACCAUCGUUACCUUAUUGCGGGCCUGGCGUACGACCUGGUGAUGUCACCAUGAUGCCUAAAUCUACAGGCAUGUCUUUACUGAUAAGAUUUUUGGCAUGUCUGUCAUGUCUUAAUGCCUAA
Molecule: messenger RNA, 591 nt
Organism: Pieris macdunnoughi
Lineage: Eukaryota; Metazoa; Arthropoda; Insecta; Lepidoptera; Pieridae
Source: the annotation of a GenBank genome assembly